AUGGAAGUUUUGUCUAAUGUUUCUCCAUGUUCUAUUUUAUUAGAGGCACAACUGAAGGCCAUUAAAGAAAAGUCAAAAGACCCGGAGGCUGCAGAACCUGAACCUGAACCAACAACUGAAGUUCUUUUCCUUUGUAGUUAUCAAGGCUGUGGGAAGACAUUUAUUGAUGCUGGAGCUUUGAGGAAACAUUCUCACAUCCAUGGAGAGAAACAAUAUGUUUGCAAUUAUGACAAUUGUGUAAAGGGAUUACAUGUGACUGGUCCAAUCUACACCAUGCUUUGUAAUUAUUUUGCUUGGACUACCAUUCACCUACUUCCUAAGAAGUGGCUGAUAAGACCAUCU
Ilex paraguariensis (yerba mate) is the source of this 342-nucleotide messenger RNA. NCBI's taxonomy places the organism in Eukaryota, Viridiplantae, Streptophyta, Magnoliopsida, Aquifoliales, Aquifoliaceae. The record is from the annotation of a GenBank genome assembly.